UGGCGCUCGGCGCGUAGCGUAGACGGGGCCGAGCGAGCGUGGCUGCGCCUGCUCGUCAGCUGUCGGUUGCGUAGUGUCAGUGCUGGGGCUCGGGAGGGCCUGCGGCCGAGACUGGGGGGCAGUGGGGCCCCGGGUGCAGGGAAACGCUCGGCGACGAAGGAGCCGGGCGGGAGAUGUAUGCUGAACGGGGCACAGCGUCGGCUGCACAGGCGUCGUCCCCUGAGCGCAGUAUUAAAUCCCUAUCGAAGGAGGAGACCAUCAAAAGGAAGUUUUCUGAAGCAGAGAGAGCAAACACGCUGACAGUGGGGAUGGCGACAGCACCGCUUGGCGCCCGUUCCCCAGCUCCUCUGAAUCUGAAGAAGGAGGUGCUUCGGACCACGAAGGGGGAUCCCCACUCUACUGGGGAACAGGGAGUCCGGCUGCCGGGAGACGGCACAGGCCCGGGGCAGGAGCCGUGGUGCAGACAGUUCAGGCAGUUGCGCUAUGAGGAGACCACAGGGCCCCGCGAGGCGCUGCGCCGGCUCCGCGAGCUGUGCCGCCAGUGGCUGCGGCCCGAGACGCACAGCAAGGAGCAGAUCCUGGAGCUGCUGGUGCUGGAGCAGUUCCUGACCAUCCUGCCCGCCGAGCUCCAGGCUCGGGUGCGGGAGCACCACCCGGAGAGCGGGGACGCGGUGGUGGUGGUUCUGGAGGAUUUGCAGCCAGAGCUUGGAGACGCAGGAAAGCAGGCGGACCCAGGCCAGGCUGAAGAGCAGACGAUGCUGGCGGGGGCGGCAGCCCCGGUGGAAGCAGUGCGGGGGCGGCGCGCCCAGCCGGAGCGCGAAGUUCUGGAGCCUGAAGGAGACAAGGGUGAGGAGACCAGGGUUGAGAACGGGAAGGUAUUUGCAGAGACAGACUCUUGUGGAGGAGUGGGAUCAGCCAGGAAAGUAUCUGAACCCGUAGAGCCUCGUUCUGAGGAAUCUCACUUGGAAAGGCAGCGGGUCGAGCCCAAGGAGAAGCCCGAGUAUAAGUGCUCAGAAUGUGGGGAGGGCUUCACCUGCCCCUCGGACCUGGUCACACACGAAGGCGUGCACACGCGAGGGAAGCUCUGUGAGUCUGCGGCACGUCACGGUACUGGUCUUAUUGGACGUCAGAAAAUCCGCUCUCGAGAGAAAGGUCAUCAGUGUCACGAGUGUGGGAAAGCCUUUCAGAGGAGUUCACACCUUGUCAGACACCAGAAAAUCCAUCUUGGCGAGAAGCCUUACCAGUGCAAAGAGUGCGGGAAGGUCUUUAGCCAGAACACAGGCCUCUUGGAACACUUCCGGAUCCACACUGGAGAGAAGCCUUACCUGUGCAUCCACUGUGGGAAGACCUUCCGACGCAGCUCCCACCUCAACCGACACCAGAGAAUCCACAGUCAGGAGGAGCCCUGUGAGUGCCAGGAGUGUGGGAAAACCUUCAGCCAGGCCCUUCUCCUCACCCACCACCAGAGGACCCACAGCCACUCCGGAAGCCAUCGCUGUAAUGAGUGUGGGAAAGCCUUCAGUCUGACUUCAGACCUCAUUCGACACCAUAGGAUUCACACCGGAGAGAAGCCGUUCAAGUGUGACAUUUGCCAGAAAGCCUUCCGCCUAAACUCCCACCUGGCUCAGCACGUGAGGAUCCACAAAGAAGAAAAACCCUAUGAGUGUAACAAAUGCGGAGAAGCCUUCAGGCAGAGGUCGGGGCUUUUUCAGCAUCAGAGAUAUCACCACAAAGACAGUAUGGCUUGACGGGGCGUCCUCUCUGCGGAGACCAUCACAGACAGGAUGUCGACAAGCAAACAGCACGUCAGGAAGAGUCACUGCGGCCAAUUCUAGCCUCACAGAACUCGCCGGCGGGGGGGUGGCACACGGGAGGCUGUGCACAUCCACUUGUGCUCAGCCUUGGCCCAUAGAGAUCUGACCCUAGAGGGUACCGUGGGAACAAGAGCAUUCUUUACUGCAGGACUUCUCUGAGCCUUUAACAUGGUAAAUGCUUGAUUGUGCAUCUCCAGGUGGUAGAGAGCCUCAUGAUUGAGUUAGGGCUUUGAAGUCAGCAGCAAGUCACAUAUCCACAGAUUUAUAGGCUUAAACGGAACAAGAGCAGGUUGAUAAUUUUACAUCUGGUGCAGCAACAAUGCCUGUAAAAUAAAACUAAUGACAUUUGGAAAUAUACCACUCUUAAAGGUGUCUUAAAGUGCAGGUUUAAUGGUGGACAUUUUCCCCCAGUGGUUUUACUAAUCAACCCCUACUGGCAUCCCCCCCCUCACCAUCUGUAGAAGCAUUUUAGAAAGCAAAGAUGAUCUAAUUUUACCAUUUCCCACCCCUAGUCUUGCUACAAUACUUCACUCAUUCAGGUUAGAAAUCCAGGUUAAACUAUGGGAGAGAUUUUAUAAGUCAUGUGAAUGAACAGUGCUGAGUGAAUCCAGAUAGUAACUGUCUUACUUGAUACAAACUUCAGUAUCAGGAUAGUGGGUCCUCCAUAGACACUGUUUAGGAAAUGGGGAAAGAAAUUUGACUGUUUUCCUUUAAUACUGAUGAUGCAGUUUAAAAAUUUUUUUUGUAAUGUUUGUUUUUGAGAGAGAGACAGAGCGUGAGCAGGGGAGGGGCAGAGAGAGAGGGAAACAGAGAAUGCAAAGCAGGCUCCAGGCUCUGAGCUGUCAGCACAGAGCCCGACAUGGGGCUCGAACACAUGAACCAUGAGAUCGUGACCUGAGCUGAAGUCUUGCGCUUAACCGACUGAGCCACCCAGGCGCCCUGAUAAUGCAGUUUUAAAAUGUUGCUUGUUCUGGAAUUCUUUGGAAGCAAACAGUAAAGUCAGCUGGGAGGAGAUCAUGAUCUUUGUACUGUGAAUACCAAAAUGUCAUGGAAAUGAUGAGAAUAGUAAGCUUCAGGGAGUCCACUCAUGAACCAUCAUCACUGCUUGCUGAUCGGCAGUAGCUGCUUAGGGUGUAGUGUCUGGGAAAGACUUUACUUAGUCUGCCACAGGAGCGAGGCCUCGUGUGUGGCUGAGGAUCUAUCUAGUUCAGCUGCAUAUAGAUUACGGAAAAAAAGUAGGAGUGAUUUCAUGGAAGCUUGUUUUUCUCUCAGAAUAAUCUGGAGAUAAGCAGUCCAGGACUGAUAAAGUGGUUCCAUGACACCGCUAGGGACCCUCCCUCUGCUUUUCUGUUCCAACAUGCUAGUGCACACCAUCAGCCCUUGAGGUGGUCACAUGGUCCUUGGUGGUGCCAAAGCUCCAGUCAUCACAUGCAAGAUGCAGACAGGUGGGACAACAGAUCCCUCGCAGUUAAGCCAGCCUUCUGCAAAAAGCGUCCUGUAAGUACAUAUGUCGCACGCCAAAACUUAGGAAAGGGAGUCUGGAGAGUGUCUUGUUUUGGGUUGCAGGGUGCCCAGCUGAAAAUCCGCCUUCUGUCACUAAGAAGAAAGGGUAGCAUGAAGGCCAGAACAGACACUUGGCAGUCUUUGACCCACUUCCUUUCGUCCUGCAUCCGGCUGUAUGCAUUCCGACUGAGAGCAAUGUCCUGGGGGACACGUACCAUGUCCUGGGGGAGGACAGAAUCUGUAGGAGAAGCAGUGCAACGUUUUAAAAAUUUAUUUAUAUUUUGAGAGAGAGAGAGAGCAUGUGCAGAGGAGGGACAGAGAGAAUCCCAAGCAGUGCAGAGCCAGACAUGGGGCUUGAGCUCAUGAACCACGAGACUGUGACCUGAACUGACCAAGAGUCAGAUGCUUAACUGACUGAGCCACACAGGGUUGACCCGAAAGCAGUGCAACUUUUUUUUAUUAAAGAAAUUUUUUUUAAUGUUUAUUUUUAUUUUUUUAACAUUUACUCAUUUUUGAAAGGCAGAGAGAGACAAAGGGCGAAUGGGUGAGGGGCAGAGAGAGAGGGAGACACAGAAACAGAAGCAGGCUCCAGGCAGUGAGCUAUCCGCACAGAGCACGACACGGGGCUCAAACUCUCAGACCACAAGAUCAUGACCUGAGCCGAAGUCGGCCGCUUAACCGACUGAGCCACCCAGGCACCCCUUACUGUUUAUUUUUGAGAGAGAGAGAGAGUGACACAGUGUGAGCAGGGGAGGAGCAGAGAGACAGGGAGACACAAUCUGAAGCAGGCUCCAGGCUCUGAGCUGGCAGCACAGAGCCCGACGUGGGGCUCAACCCGUGAGCUGUGAGAUCGUGACCUGAGCCCAAGUUGGAUGCCCGACUGACCAAGCUACCCAGGCGCCCCAAAAACAGUGCAACUUUUCAGGCACUUUGGUAUUUCAUGGAAACACAAUCCUAUGCCAUCCCUCAGGAAGUCUUUUUCUUUGCCUUUAUGGGUAAAAUUGAGUUGAUAUCAGGGAUGUUCCCCCUGUGUGUUUUGAGGGAUGUGCUGAGGUUAUCAGCUCCAUGUCCUGGUUUAAGUCUGUUUGAUUCUGUUCAGUUUAAGAAGGAAAGAACAGAGAAUGUCGUCAUUAUUCUCAUGAAAAAGCAGUGACAAUGACAAGAAUGUAUGAAGUAUGAAGAAUGAUCUACCCUUAAAUAUCUGGAAAUUUUA
Messenger RNA from Panthera uncia (snow leopard), 4530 nucleotides. RefSeq names its product zinc finger and SCAN domain containing 26 (gene ZSCAN26). Lineage: Eukaryota; Metazoa; Chordata; Mammalia; Carnivora; Felidae. The transcript is spliced from 4 exons. The record is from RefSeq and is a predicted model, not a curated record. Bases 174 to 1748 code for a protein of 524 amino acids.